This is a messenger RNA of Danio aesculapii, 845 nucleotides long. It is a transcript of the gene mphosph6, whose product is annotated as M-phase phosphoprotein 6. NCBI's taxonomy places the organism in Eukaryota, Metazoa, Chordata, Actinopteri, Cypriniformes, Danionidae. The transcript has 5 exons. The record is from RefSeq and is a predicted model, not a curated record. Gene Ontology annotation, biological process: maturation of 5.8S rRNA. Bases 143 to 652 code for a protein of 169 amino acids.
UGUAGUUCAUGUGGACUGGUAUUUAUUUUAGCAGCUCGUGCUACACGCAGAAAUGCUGCCAGUGUGGAAGAGAUAACGCACAGAAAACUCGCUAUAUCUCUUUGUGUUCACUUAAAACGUGUAGUUUUAGCUCUGCUCUGAAAUGGCGAACGACGGUGGAGCGAAGCUGUCUAAAAAUCUCCUGCGGAUGAAGUUCAUGCAGAGAGGAUUGGAUGCGGAGGUGAAGAAGCAGCUGGAUGAGGAGGAGAAGCGGAUCAUCAGUGAUGAACACUGGUUUCUGGAUCUGCCCGAGCUUAAGGCCAAAGAAAACCACAUCAUCGAGGAGAGAAGUUUCGUUCCCUGUGAGGAUCUGGUUUACGGCAGAAUGUCAUUCAAAGGCUUCAAUCCUGACAUCGAGAAACUAAUGUUACUAAUGAACGCACCCAGAGAGGAAGAGGAUGAAGAAGAGGAGGACGAGAGCAUGAACAAAAUGGAAACCGAUAUCACAGAUGAAGAGAUGGCUAUAAGGUAUCAAAGUUUGGUUGAGAGCAUGAGGAAAAAGUUUGCCAAGAAAAGAGAUCGCAGCGCUGUCUCAAACAAAGAAGAGGACGUAAACAGCAACGUCACUGACGAUAUCAGACCCAAACGAGCUUUCAUGAAGCCGCAGGACUGAGACGUUUUAUCUGUAAAUGCUUUAUUUUUUAUGCAAUGGACAUUUUGUUUUAUUAGUAGUUAGUUUUUUUUCUGUUUGGUAACCACAAAUGCAUUGUUAAAAGACUGUCUUUUAUGGGAAAAGUACUAGUGGAUGGUGCACUAGUAACAUCUGAAGGGUUUUUUGACAAUUAAAUGUACCAUCAUUGAAAACA